UCGGGACUUGAUAGUCAGAUGGUACACAUUCAAACUUUGACAGGUGCUCUACAUGACAAUUUUCCUAAAGCUUUAAACAAGUGGAAGACUUCAUUAACAGGCAUACUCUGUUUUAUUGGGUUUUUGCUUGGGAUCCCAUGUAUAACGCAGGGUGGUAUCUAUGUCCUAACCCUUAUUGACUGGUACUGUGCCAGUGUGUCUGUAAUGCUGUUGACACUUCUAGAAGUGACGUCAUUGGCCUGGCUCUAUGGCGUGGAAAGAAUUUACAAAGAUUUGGAAAUGAUGAUCGGGUAUAAACCAACGCCUUUAUGGAAGAUUAUGUGGCUAUUUGUAACUCCAUUGGUGAUAUUGAUUAUCUGGAUUGUCAGCUUAAUUCGUUAUUCGCCAGUAGAGUACGGUGAUUAUAAGUACCCAUCAUACGCCGUGGGAAUAGGGUGGCUGAUAGCUAUCUUAUCGUUAGUGUCAAUACCGGUAGGAAUGGUAACAACACUCUUAAACACGAGGGACAACUCUACACCUCUUCUGCAAAGAUUGAGACUUUCCUUACAACCUACAAAGGACUGGAAACCGGCGAUACAGACUCUACCUGGUGAUGUCGAGAUGAGAAAAAUGCUUGUUUAAAAUUCUAUUUUAAUACAAGUACAUGUAUAUGUUUCAGCAUUAUACAAUUAACGAACAAGUAUCUAUGUUAUGAGACUUACGUAUAAAAUAUUAAUUUCAUGUUUUUUUAGUUAAGGUACAUAUAUGUUAAAUACCCAGUACAUUAUUCUGUAAUAAAAAA
Saccostrea cuccullata (small rock oyster) is the source of this 781-nucleotide messenger RNA. Its product is annotated as sodium- and chloride-dependent glycine transporter 2-like. The record is from RefSeq and is a predicted model, not a curated record. The transcript is spliced from 6 exons. The annotation marks the transcript as partial. NCBI's taxonomy places the organism in Eukaryota, Metazoa, Mollusca, Bivalvia, Ostreida, Ostreidae. Gene Ontology annotation, biological process: sodium ion transmembrane transport. Gene Ontology annotation, cellular component: plasma membrane.